AUUGACGUAAAAUGUACCUCUAUCAGUCUAGAAUUUUGUCACAUAUAUCAAAGAUAAAUUUUAGAAGUGUUUACUCUAGCUAUCGCAGAUUUAGUAAUAUUAGAAAUGUAGCCGUUGUAGCACAUGUAGACCAUGGCAAAACCACUCUUGUAGAUGAAUUUUUAAAGUGUAGCGGUGAAACAAUAUCUCAAACGCGGACUAUGGACAGUCAUGAUCUGGAACGUGAGCGAGGUAUAACCAUUACUUCCAAAGUUACCAGACUUAACUGGAAUAACAACUUACUAAACAUUGUGGAUACACCUGGACACGCUGAUUUUGGUGGUGAAGUAGAGAGAAUUCUAAACAUUGUUGAUUGCAUUUGCCUUCUAGUUGAUGUCGUGGAAGGACCGAAACCUCAGACAGGUUUUGUUUUGCGUAAAGCGCUAGAGAAUCCUCUAAUGCGAGCAGUUGUCAUUGUAAAUAAAUGUGAUAGGGAAUGUAAUAAGACAAAGAGUGAUAUUGAAAAUGAGCUGUUUGACUUGUUUGUAGACUCUAAUGCAUCAGACGAUCAGUUAGAAUUUCCAAUUUUGUAUGCAUCAGCCAAGAAUUCUAUAGUUUCUACGUCAUUUCCGCUGAUACCGGACCAAGCCACUGAUAUUUCCUAUAUACUUAAGACACUGGUAGAGACAGCACCCUCCCCAAAAUUGUCUGAUUUGGACUACUUUACCUUUCAGGUUAGUCUAAUUGAUUUAGAGGAUGGAUCUAUAUUAUUAACUGGGAAAGUUUACAGCGGGACAAUUUCCCGCGGUGCUACAUUGCAUGUACGUGACCCUCUGGGAAAUAAGAGAGGGCAAACAAUAGUCAAAGAAAUAUUUAUCGCAAAACAUGCUAAAAGAGUCAAAAUGACAGAACCGGUGCGCAUGGGUGAUAUUAUUACCAUCCAGUGUUACAAAGGGGUUACACCGUCCGUAAAUGAUACAGUAAGUAGCUCUACAGACUUUACGCCCUUAAAACCGGUAAAGGUAACCGAUCCGGUCAUAUCUGUUAUUGUUUCAGCAAAUAAUGGACCAUUGGCUGGGUCUGAUGGAAAAUUUUUGACUACCUUGGAUAUAGGAAAACGCUUGAAACGAGAAGCUCUUACUAAUUUGGCACUUCAGGUUGAAGAAUCAGGUGAUAAGACUUCGUUUAUGCUAAAGGGCAGAGGUGAAUUGCAGAUUGGUAUCUUAUUGGAAAAUAUGCGGCGUGAAGGGUAUGAAUUACUUGUUUCACCAUUAACGGCAAUAACUUUCAAAAAUGAAGAUGGGUUCCUAGUGGAAGCAUUUCAAAAACUCAUUGCUUAUGUUCCCUCUGAAUUUUCUCCACAAAUCAUAGAAAUAAUGGGUUCGCGCAAUAUAGAACUGAUCUCUUAUUCAGAACCUGAGGGAGGAAUGGAAGAAUAUCGCACUCUGGAAUUUCAUGGAAGCACUACACAAAUGUUAGGUAUAAUGUCAGUCUUGCGUGAUAUCACAAGAGGAAAGGGAGAAUUUUCGGUAUCAACCAUAGAUCACCGUAAAGUUACACAGGAGAGAUAUAAUCACAGACAGUCCGGAUGUUUGAUAGCUAGCUGUUCAGGCACGACUACCGCCUUUGGUUUAGAGCCAGUAAUGUCAAAGGGAACGUUAUUUGUAUCAGAAGGCAUGAGUGUGUACGAGGGGAUGGUAAUAGGAGAAUCAGGAACUGACAAGGAUUUGUACCUGAAUGUUAUAAAAUCAAAACCAGUUACAGGAAUGCGUAACAAGGGUCACGAACAGACUGUAAAGAUACUUUGUAAAAUACUCAAUGUAGAACAGGCUCUGGCCUUUAUAAACACCGAUGAACAACUAGAGCUCACACCAAAGCGUAUAUCUAUACGCAAAAAGGUUCUUUCAAGGUAUUGAUCGUUGAGAUAGGGUAUGUAACACUGUAGACGAGGUGUU
Messenger RNA from Theileria equi strain WA, 1934 nucleotides. Its product is annotated as GTP-binding protein typa/bipa, putative. Lineage: Eukaryota; Apicomplexa; Aconoidasida; Piroplasmida; Theileriidae. Gene Ontology annotation, cellular component: cytosol; ribonucleoprotein complex. The record is from RefSeq and is a predicted model, not a curated record. The transcript has 3 exons. Gene Ontology annotation, molecular function: GTP binding; GTPase activity. Bases 12 to 1895 code for a protein of 627 amino acids.